GUACAGAGUCAUGUGAUGUUGUGAGAGGUUCUCCUGCGUCUGAUGUGAGUGUUAAGUACUCUCCUAAGAAAAAGGAAUAGUCCCAUUUGGCUGCUCAAGGAAUUACUGGAGGACCCAGAAUGUCUUACGGAUCCAUUGAUGCGGGCUCUUUUGGAAGCAGAAAUCCGUUUGGUGGGCCCACAAGGCAGGGAUACCAGCCAGUAGCUACACAAGUCAGUCCCUCAGAGCUGCAAGAUGUGUUCCAGGAAACCUCCUCUAACAUCUUUCAGAUCAAUGCUAACGUGGUAACACUAGAGAAGAACCUUCAAUCGCUGGGAACAUCCAGAGAUACAGCAGAGCUACGGCAGAGUUUACAUUCCACACAGCAGCAAACCAAUAAACUCAUAACAAGCACAAGCCAGCUUGUUAAACAACUCACUGACAUCAUCAGCGGGUCUUCACGGCAGGACAGGCUCCGUCUGACGAGACUCAAAACAGAGCUAUCGGAUUCUGUGCAGCGAUAUGGAGACCUGCAGAAGAAAAUUGCAGAUCGUUCGAGGGCCUUGCUUCCUCCUUCACAAAAGGACAGGAAUCAGAGCCUACAGACUCCACUGAGUGAACUGGUUGAAGAGGGACCAUUGUUCGGAGCGGGCGAGGGCAUUGAGGGUGACGGACAAGCAUUUCUGUCAGAGAUCAGUGAAGAAGAUGUGGAGAUCCUGAGGCAGAGAGAAGAAGCACUGCUGCAGAUUGAGAGAGACAUGCUGGACAUCAAUCAGAUUAUGAAAGACUUGGCCAGCAUGGUGCAUGAACAAGGAGACACCAUAGACAGCGUUGAAGACUACAUUCAGACCACCUCAUCACAUGUGGAAUCAGCCAAUCAGGAGCUUGCAAAAGCCAGUCAUUAUCAGAGGCAGCUGAGGAGGAGGAAAUGUUAUCUGCUAAUCGCUGGAGUGCUGCUUCUUACUUUGCUUAUCAUCAUUAUUGCAGUCUCAGCCAGAAAAUGAGAUCGAGACCACAGAAAUUGCUGUUUCCACUCCGCUGUGUUCUCUCCUCAACUUCCAAGCAAAAUGAGAGUCUAUAUGUAGGUUCAGCUGCGCUCACUUCCUCUCUUCUAAUCUCUGUCUAUACUUCUGUCGGAUUGUGUGUUUUACUUUAUAUGCAUGUAUGGAAAUGUGGGUGUGUGUGAAUGUUCAUUAAAAGAGUCUAUUUUUAAUCAGUGCUUUGUACUGUAAUGUGCAAUUAAUUGCUCCUUACCUCUUCAAAGUGGACCCGAAUCAAAGAACAAAAUCCAAAUAGACUAAAUGUUGCUCUAGGCUUUUAUGCCAAUGUUAAAAUCUUCUUUCCGUCAUUUAUUGCUGAUUCUUGAGUACUGAGACAAAACUGGCUGUGGUUUUGCUUGCCUGUAAUUAAAUUUGUAACUAAAUUAAAUUAGUUUCAAACUGAUUAUUUCUUAUAAUUUGUAUGACAGAGUUAGAAUAUUACUGUUAUAAGAAAAGUAUAAACAGAAUAAAUUAAAUGGUACAUUUGUGUGAAGAUCAUCUGAUUCAUUUCCCAGUCAGUGUUUUGUCCCAUGUCUCAAGUCUUAUGUUGAUCUUUUGCUGCUUACACUGUGCUCAAAAUACAUGUGUAUAUUUAUUUUUCUAGGGCGCAAAUAUAUAAACUGUGUCAAAAGUGUAACAGUGACAUUCUUUUUAGGAACAUUCUUUGUAAGGCAAUUAUUUGUUAUAAAGAAACAUAAUUGGUACAUUUCUCUUUAAAUAGUGUAACCUGCUGUCUGUGUUUACCAAAAACUAGUAUUAUAAACUGACAUUUGAAUGCAGCACUUAACCUACCAUUAUAGAAUACCUGUUGAGAGAGAAAACGGAGUUAUUGUUAUUAUUUGCAUAACCAUAAAAUCAUAAACAUUUUUUUUAAUGAAAUAUUAUUUCAAAGGUUCAGUAUUGUGUUGUAUUGCACUGCUCUUAAUAUUCAUUAUUUAAGUUGAUUUUUAAUUGUUUAUUUGCUUGCUUUUAUUAAACAGUACAAUGUAAAA
Messenger RNA from Cyprinus carpio (common carp), 2011 nucleotides. Its product is annotated as t-SNARE domain-containing protein 1-like. Gene Ontology annotation, biological process: intracellular protein transport; vesicle-mediated transport; vesicle fusion. Gene Ontology annotation, cellular component: membrane; SNARE complex; endomembrane system. The record is from RefSeq and is a predicted model, not a curated record. Gene Ontology annotation, molecular function: SNARE binding; SNAP receptor activity. NCBI's taxonomy places the organism in Eukaryota, Metazoa, Chordata, Actinopteri, Cypriniformes, Cyprinidae.